AUGCCUGGCGACGACGACUUGAUCGAGGCCGCUAAGUCGACUGCCAUCGACUACUAUGAAUUGCUAGGCAUUACCUUUGAAAACUCAAGCGAGUCGGAUAUUCGACGUGCAUACCGUCGCACAGCUCUGAAAUACCAUCCGGACAAAAACGCCGACAAACCAGAUAUUGUCGAGAAAUUUCAUCUCUUACAAAUCGCGAACGACGUUCUAUCCAGUCCCGAAUACAAAGCUAUCUACGACAAUGCCCGCCGCGCCAAACAAGAAAGAGAAGAGCGCCACCAGGCUUUUGAGGGAAGGCGUCGACAGAUGAAAGAAGAUCUUGAAAAUCGUGAGAAUGCUAGUCUGAAGAGAAAACACCAGGAAGAGGAAGAGGGCGACAAGUUACAGCGCGAAAUUCAACGUUUGGCUGCUGACGGCAAGAGACGACGUCUCGAGAGGCAAGAGCAGCUGAACCGCGAGAGACUGGAAGAAGAGGAACGUCUCGAUCGUGAAAGAAACGGAUACAUGUCACCACAAACUCAAACCCAAACUACACAAGGUGGUACUGGCGUCGCUGAUAUCGACCGCUCUAUCAAGGUCGUCUGGUCCCAGGAAAGCGAGGCUAUUGACAAGGAGCGCUUAACCUCCAUCUUCGCCUCGUUUGGCAAACUGCAAGAUGUGGUCAUACUCAAACCCAAGAAGAAGCGCCUGGGAGAAAGCAAAUCGAAAAAUUUGGUCUCGAGUGCUCUCAUAGUCUACGAAUCGGUCGUGGGCGCCCAUGCUGCAGUCUCGGACUUCAAGAAACGUCAGUCAGAACCAGAUUUCAAAAUGAUCGACACAGUCUAUUGGGCAUCAAACAAGGAGCCUGACUUUUUGCAACGUCCGUCAACUCCAGUGUCCGCCUCACCAACCGAGCCAAAGUCAACAACGCGACCCAUACAUGAAAUACCUGGCAUGAAUUCACCUAUCACUCCGCUCAAACAGGCAGGAGGUGGCUUGCGCAAGGUUCCUUCCUUUGCUUCCUUCAGUAGUGCCAAGAAUUCGCCGGUCGCUCCUGCCGCGUCGAGCCUUAGUCUAGAAGAGCUCACUAUGAUAAGGCUGAAGAAUGCUGAGAAGCGUCGACUCGAGGAACAGAUUCGCAAGCAGGAAGCCGAGGAUGACUCAUGA
Molecule: messenger RNA, 1146 nt
Organism: Aureobasidium melanogenum CBS 110374
Lineage: Eukaryota; Fungi; Ascomycota; Dothideomycetes; Dothideales; Saccotheciaceae
Product: DnaJ-domain-containing protein
Exons: 1
Coding region: 1-1146 (381 amino acids)
Biological process (GO): spliceosomal complex disassembly
Cellular component (GO): spliceosomal complex
Source: RefSeq, a predicted model, not a curated record